CAUUCAAAAACAAAAACAUUGCCCAAACACCCGAAAAUCCUGCGCGCUGAUUCUAGCUCAUUCUGCAUGUCAUGCCAUCCUUGUUUGCUGAUGAUAACGUCCAACAUCGGGUAACCCAUCGAGGUCAGCCAAUCAGCAUGAAGAGUGAUAAGUGGUGAGCCUCCUUCUGAGCUUUUUUUUUUGCUCUCGCUGCACCAAAGAACAAGAACAACCAAUCGAAGACACUCAAUCCAAGAAUGGUAUAUAAGAACCGGUCGGGGCUAGGUCCCGGCAUCAGUCAUCAUUCAAGCGAGUGAAAUGAAACAGAGUGUCGAUUUCGAGGAGAGCUGUGUUCUGAAAAUCAAAAGUGACAAUUAUUAUAAACGUGAAAUCAGCUAGUUGCAGUUCGUGCUGAGCACAAAACCAUUUAAGUUUAUAAUAAAAAAUUCAAAAAACGCAAAAAAAAAAAUCAAAAAUUAUCAUAAAACAAACCAAAAAUAUUGCAAAAUAAGUUGUAAAAAUGCCUCAAGUCAUUGAACAAUUCACCAAGCUGCCAACUGCUUUUGGCUGCUCUCCGAAACUUCGUUCCCUAGCGGACAAUCAAAUCCGUGGCAUCACCAUCGUCAACGGACAUGUGAGCCAACUGUCGGCCAAGAUUCGUUCCUACGUUGAGGAGUCUGUUGCCAUGUGCCUGCCGGAUCGCAUCCAUAUCGUCGACGGAAGCGAGCAGGAAUGUGCAACCUUGAUCAACACUCUUCACGCUCUCGGUACCGUUCAGCCGUUGCCCAAGUAUGAGAAUUGCUGGCUGGCGCGCACAAAUCCGGCGGACGUGGCCCGUGUCGAGUCCAAGACCUUCAUCUGUACCCAGCGGCGUGAACAAGCCAUCCCAACUCCCAAGGAUGGCAUCAAGGGAACCCUCGGCAACUGGAUCUCGCCUGACGACUACGAGAAGGCCAUCCGUUCCCGUUUCCCCGGAUGCAUGAAGGGACGCACCAUGUACGUGGUUCCAUUCUCCAUGGGACCGAUUGCUUCGCCGUUGUCCAAGUUUGGCAUCGAACUCACCGAUUCCGCUUACGUUGUCUGCUCGAUGCGCAUCAUGACCCGCAUGGGCCUUGAAGUUCUCGAGAAGCUCGCUGAUAACUCCGACUUUAUCAAGUGUCUACAUUCGGUGGGUACUCCGGCCAGUGGAAAGAUCACCAUGCCGUCAUGGCCUUGCGACCCGGAUCGUACCAUCAUCCUGCACAAACCGGCCAACAACGAGAUCGUUUCCUACGGAUCCGGCUACGGUGGUAACUCUCUGCUCGGCAAGAAAUGCUUCGCUCUCCGUAUCGGUAGCACUAUCGCUCAACGUGAAGGAUGGCUUGCCGAACACAUGUUGAUCCUGGGCAUCACCGACCCGAACGGCGUGAAGAAGUACAUUGCCGCCGCUUUUCCGUCUGCCUGUGGCAAGACCAACCUCGCCAUGAUGACUCCAACUCUGCCUGGAUAUACCAUGGAAUGCGUUGGUGACGACAUCGCCUGGAUGAAGUUUGACUCGAAAGGUCAGCUACGAGCCAUCAAUCCGGAAAACGGAUUCUUCGGAGUCGCCCCGGGAACCUCGUCGGAAACCAACCCGAACGCCAUGGAGACAGUCUACAAGAACACCAUCUUUACCAAUGUCGCUGCCACAUCUGACGGCGGAGUAUUCUGGGAAGGAAUGGAGAAGGAAAUUGAUCCCGAGGUCGAGAUCACCGACUGGAUGGGCCAGCCUUGGAAGAUGGGCGUUUCGAAGACCCCAGCUGCCCACCCCAACUCCCGCUUCUGCGCUCCGGCCAGUCAGUGCCCGAUCAUCGACCCUGCCUGGGAAGACAAUGCAGGCGUUCCCAUCUCGGCCAUUCUUUUCGGAGGACGUCGUCCCGAAGGUGUCCCACUCGUCUACGAAGCCAACUCAUGGUCCCACGGAGUAUUCAUUGGAUCUGCCAUGCGCAGUGAAACCACCGCAGCCGCCGAACACAAAGGCAAGAUGAUCAUGAACGAUCCAUUCGCGAUGCGACCAUUCUUCGGCUACAACUUCGGCGACUACCUUAAACACUGGAUCAGCAUGGAAGCGCGAGCUGCCGCCGUUGGUGGCCAAAUGCCCAAGAUUUUUCACGUCAACUGGUUCCGCAAGGACGCCAACGGUAAGUUCCUGUGGCCCGGCUUUGGCGAAAACUGCCGCGUGCUGGAGUGGGUUCUGCAGCGAGUGGACGAACACGAAUGCUACGAGGAAACUGCCAUCGGUCGCAUCCCCGCCAAGGGAGCCCUGAACUUCGAUAACCUGACCUGCCCGAUCAACGAGAAGGAACUGUUCUCGAUACCGAAGGACUUCUGGCUGAAGGAAGUGGAGGAGAUCAAGCAGUACUACGACAACCAGUUGCCGCACGAUUUACCGCAGGAGAUCGCGCAGGAGCUGGUUGAACUCAAGAGUCGCGUUGUGCAGAUGUGAAUUGUUCAAUGAUGGGAUGGGGGCACUAGGUUAUAUGUUAGGUUUAGGUAGUAGUACAAAUCUA
This is a messenger RNA of Aedes albopictus (Asian tiger mosquito), 2507 nucleotides long. Its product is annotated as phosphoenolpyruvate carboxykinase [GTP]-like. Gene Ontology annotation, cellular component: cytosol. Lineage: Eukaryota; Metazoa; Arthropoda; Insecta; Diptera; Culicidae. Bases 500 to 2443 code for a protein of 647 amino acids. The record is from RefSeq and is a predicted model, not a curated record. The transcript is spliced from 3 exons. Gene Ontology annotation, molecular function: phosphoenolpyruvate carboxykinase (GTP) activity; GTP binding; manganese ion binding. Gene Ontology annotation, biological process: propionate catabolic process; response to lipid; cellular response to glucose stimulus.